CCUCAGUCACGAUAAAUGAAAAGACUACGCUAACCUACUGUGCAGACUGCAGUGCCAAAGAAAAAAAAAGUAAAUGUCAAGUGUCACCCGUCAAUGUUGUAAAAUUGUUGGUCUUUUCUUGUCGACGGCUAACGAGAAUAUCCAUCCAAGAUGGGUAAGAUUAUGAAACCAGGAAAGGUGGUGCUGGUCCUCAGUGGCCGGUACGCUGGCCGAAAAGCCAUUGUAGUAAAGAACUACGACGAAGGCACAUCAGACAAACCCUAUGGUCAUGCCUUUGUUGCCGGCAUCGACAGAUAUCCUAGGAAAGUCCACAAGAGGAUGGGCAAGAAUAAAAUUCACAAAAGAUCGAAGGUCAAGCCUUUCGUUAAGGUAGUAAACUACAAUCACUUGAUGCCAACCCGUUACUCACUGGACAUCAGCUUUGAGAAAUUCAGUGCGAAGGACUUAAAAGACCCAGCUAAGCGCAAGAAGCUUAGAUUCAACACAAGAGUCCGCUUUGAGGAGAGAUACAAGAGUGGAAAGAACAAGUGGUUCUUCCAAAAACUUAGAUUCUAAGCUGUACUAUAAAUAAAAUUGCAAAAACA
Molecule: messenger RNA, 584 nt
Organism: Leptidea sinapis
Lineage: Eukaryota; Metazoa; Arthropoda; Insecta; Lepidoptera; Pieridae
Gene: RpL27
Product: 60S ribosomal protein L27
Exons: 3
Coding region: 151-555 (134 amino acids)
Biological process (GO): translation
Cellular component (GO): cytosolic large ribosomal subunit; ribosome
Molecular function (GO): structural constituent of ribosome
Source: RefSeq, a predicted model, not a curated record